AUGUCGGCCGCUUCCUGGAGAGCUCACUUCACCUUCAACAAGUACACCGCCAUCUGCGCGCGUGCCACCCGCCAGGCGCUCAAGGAGGAGUCGCGUGCCACCGCCGAGCGACGAGGCUACAUGGCCCUCCGAUACCAGGAGUGGAAGGAUGGCAAGGCCAGCGAGAACCUUAACCUCGCUGAGGAGAAGAAGCAAUAA
Molecule: messenger RNA, 198 nt
Organism: Kalmanozyma brasiliensis GHG001
Lineage: Eukaryota; Fungi; Basidiomycota; Ustilaginomycetes; Ustilaginales
Product: ATPase, F1 complex, epsilon subunit, mitochondrial
Exons: 3
Coding region: 1-198 (65 amino acids)
Biological process (GO): proton motive force-driven mitochondrial ATP synthesis
Cellular component (GO): mitochondrial inner membrane
Molecular function (GO): proton-transporting ATP synthase activity, rotational mechanism
Source: RefSeq, a predicted model, not a curated record